Molecule: messenger RNA, 9617 nt
Organism: Lineus longissimus
Lineage: Eukaryota; Metazoa; Nemertea; Pilidiophora; Heteronemertea; Lineidae
Product: zinc phosphodiesterase ELAC protein 1-like
Exons: 8
Coding region: 225-1298 (357 amino acids)
Cellular component (GO): nucleus
Molecular function (GO): 3'-tRNA processing endoribonuclease activity
Source: RefSeq, a predicted model, not a curated record
UGCGAGUUUGCAGAAUCACUUGUCACAAGUUCUCGUUAUUUCGCUGCAGAAAAGUCCCACUUCCACGUAUCAUAGUCAAGAUUAUGACAUUAAUGUGACCAAAUACCUGUAGAAUAUUGAGAAGGCGACUUUUAUGCGUGAGCAAACGGAGCCUCCUAGCAGUCGUGUUGCACGAUUGAGUGGCGCUAUCGGCCAGCUGCGUCUACGUGUACCGUUGAAGCAGAAUGGAAAUCGCAUUCCUAGGUACGGGGUCUGCCUACCCCUCGCCAAUGAGAGGAGCAUCCUGUGUCGUCCUCAAAAUGGAGUCUGGUAGUUGUUGGAUGUUUGAUUGUGGCGAAGGCUCCCAGACUCAGGUGAUGAGGAACAAGGGCGUCAAGGCGGGGAAGAUCAACAAGAUAUUCAUCACACAUCUCCAUGGCGACCAUAUGUUUGGUCUUCCUGGCCUGAUGUGUACGGUGAGUCAGGGGAAUCUCUGCGAUGAGACCGUGGAGAUCUAUGGCCCCAUUGGAUUGAGGAAGUUCCUCAGGACGAGCUUGGAGUUGUCACGAUCGAUGCUCGGAUUCAGCUACGUCGUCCAUGAAUUGUUGCCUCUUGCAGCUUGUUACCCGGCUGACUGGAAUGAGUGGCCUGUGCAACAUGAAUCGGAUGAUCGUCUCCAUGUGAAUGAGGAAGCAGGAAGUCUCAUCGAGGCUGACGAGGGACAAGUCUGGCAAGUAUAUGAAGACGAGAUGGUGAGCAUCAAGGCUGGCUGGUUGGUUCACAGGAUCCCGUCAUUUGGUUACGUCAUUGAGGAGAAGCCGAUAGCCGGGAGGCUGGAUGUAUCAGUGCUUAAAGCGCGAGGGCUGCCACCUGGGCCACUGUAUGCCCAGCUGAAGCAGGGGAAAUCUGUCAUUUCCCCAAGCGGCGAACUUAUCCAUCCAGAUGAAGUGGUAGGUCCUCCUCGGCCUGGACGCAAGAUCGUCAUCAUGGGAGAUACAUCUGAUUCUAGUCACAUGACCGCCGUUGCCAUGGAUGCGGAUGUUUUGGUCCAUGAGGCGACACUGGAGGAUGGUCGUAAAGCAGAUGCGAUAGAGAAAGGCCAUUCUACUCCAGGCAUGGCAGCUACCUUUGCAUACAACAUAAAUGCCAAGAGACUCAUUCUGACGCACUUCAGCCAGCGGUACAAACCGUUGGACGCCGAACUCAAGGAGGAGGACGUCUCGGUGUCGACUUUGGUAAAACAAGCGAAGGACGUGUUUUCAUCUGAGGUGAUCGCAGCCGAGGACUUCUUGUCGGUUCCUGUGCCCAGGAAGUCAUGAUGACUGAUGUGAAGUUGGAUGUGUUAUUAGUGACAAGUGAAAGAGGCGGGGCGGAUGACGUCAUCACAGCACUCUCACCUGGAUAUACGCCGGGGCAGGUGACGUCAUCGCAGUACUGUCACCUGGAUAUACGCCGGGGCGGGUGAUGUCAUCACAGCACUGUCACCUGGAUAUACGCCGGGGCGGGUGACGUCAUCGCAGCACUCUCACCUGGAUAUACGCCGGGGCAGGUGACGUCAUCGCAGUACUGUCACCUGGAUAUACGCCGGGGCGGGUGAUGUCAUCACAGCACUGUCACCUGGAUAUACGCCGGGCGGGUGACGUCAUCGCAGCACUCUCACCUGGAUAUACGCCGGGGCGGGUGACGUCAUCGCAGCACUCUCACCUGGAUAUACGCUGGGGUAGCUGAUGUCAUCGUAGCACUGUCACCUGGAUAAACGCCGGGGCGAGUGACGUCAUCACAGCACAGUCACCUCGAUACCCUUCAUACUGAUUGGCUAACACUUGCCGGUCUUCAAGUUUGAUAAGUUGAUAGACAGUGGUUGGCAUCGGGAAUGAACUGAUCGCUUGUGACCUAACCACCAAUACUUCUAUCAGUAGGUUUACCCCCCCCCCCCCCCCCGUUUUUUAGUCUAGGCCUAUUGACAACGAAUAUUCAAUAAAAGAAAUCGCAUUGAUGAUAAAGUGAAAUCUUAAAGGGCCUGUCAUCUGAACUCUUACUAUGAAAUUUAUGCAAAGGCGAAAGGCAUAACCAUUGAACUGUCUGAUCAUGAAGAUUCACGUUGGAUAAUAGAACAUAACAUUUAUUACUGAGAUCAUCACAUUGGCUACAUUUAGAAAUACUUCCGGUUCCUGUUAGUGUCAUAGACAUCCACUAGGGGAGAACCUAAGGGUUAGUGGGAACUGAACAUGAGCAUGUAUGCUUGGACACUACAUUCCUCCCUUUCUGGAUGAAAACUUAUCAUCAAGCAGAAUUUGUGACAUAAUGAAAGUUCAAAAUGUCUAUCUAGGAAAUGAGAGCGAUUGUUACUGCGAUAUAUGAAAAUUGUCUAAUAUAUAGUAGUAAACACACAAACUAAACUAAUAGUCCAAUUGGUAAAUGAACAUCAAUUAAACUGCAAAACACUAGUCUAAACAUCUAAUUCUAAAGUCAUUAUGAACACUUAAGUGAGGGAGAGGUUACCAGCACAUCACCUUAAGAAUCCAAUCUUUACCAUUGGAAUGUUCAUGACAUAGGCCACUUUCAUGUUAUUUCACAUUGUUUGAUUAUUUAUGAAAGUUGCCUGGUAGUCCAUCGUAAUCGUUGAAACGGACUUGUAACUUAUGCGAGCGUGCUAGGCGCGUGCUCGGCGGACGUAGGCAUGGUUUGAGCGGUGCGGCGUUAUUCCCAUCUUUAUGCGGAAGUUGCUGAGCUGCAUCGGCGGAAUCCAUGGUGUCGUCUUCGUCAUCGGCGGUCGUUUCGUCGCGUUAAGUUGGGUCGAUCCGUUUGAAAUGAGUGACGUUGCGUGUAAUCGUGUAUGAUCCUCGGCGUGCGGUGAUCAUACUGCCUUUCUUGCUAUCCAUGGUUAAAGACUUGGGGUCAAAAUUGGGCGAGAGUUUAUUUUGACGGUUCUGACGUACAAAGACGGUGUCUCCUUGACAGAUGUCAGAGACUUUGGCGCGUCGUUUCGUAUCAGCAUAGCUUUUCAUAGUUUGCUUCUUCAGCUUGUCGUUCUGCUGAACUCGGGAGCGCGUCCCUUUGAAUGGUUUUGCAUCACGUUCGGGUAUCUGCGGGAGUGGAGUGCGGAAGCGGCGAUUGUUCAAAGCUUCGGCUGGGGCGACACCUGUGGUCGUGUGAGGAGUUGCCCUGUAUUGGCGCAGAAAACGGCAGAGUUCAUGCUUCCAGUUCUUCUUUUCUAUCCCGGCUGUUCGUAUCGCUUUUAUCAUCGGAUCCAUGAAGCGUUCUGCCUCACCGUUGGCUUGUGGCGACAGUGGGGUUACUUUUCGAUGUUUGAACCCGAGUUGUUUGGCAAAUUGAUCAAAGUCCUUGCUGUUGGACGGGGGACCGUUAUCUGAUCGUGCUGUUUCUGGAAUUUCUUGUCGAGCGAAUAUAUUGUCCAAUUUUGGAAUUACGGUUUUGGCUGCUAUUGAGUUGAUGACUGUAGUCGUCUACUACAGUUAACAGCAUAUCGUUGGAUGGCAGUGGACCGGCAAAGUUCAUAGACACUUCACUCCACGGAGCUGCAGGAAGGCGAGACAUAGUGAGUGGUUCUGGAGGGGUAGAAUUUCGAGUCGUUGCCUGACAUGGUAUGCAUUGCUUGAUGGUCUGCUCAGCCAUCUUGUCGAUACCUGCAAACCAUACUAGUAUCUUCGAGCGUAGUAACCGUUUUGUCUUGACGAUUCCUUGGUGACCAAUGUGGGCGAGGUCGAUUGCUUUCUGCUGGAGUUUUUCAGGAAUCAGCAAGCGGGUUUGUCGCAGGAUCAUGUCGUCAUGAGAUAGCAGUUCUGCUCGAAUUGGUUUGUAUGGGAUCAAGUUCUUGUCCUUCCAGCUGUUUGUCUGUAGUGCUGUGUGCAGUUUUUGAAUGACUGGGUCACUGCGAGACACUUCUCUGAUCUCAUCGAUUGACAUGGCAUUUGGUACAGCGUGUUGGCAAACGAAGUUGACGUAUUGUUCUGCGACAUUUUCUUCUUCAGCUGGAGUGCUUGGGUGGCGGCUGAGGAAAUCUGCUGGAUUGUUUUCAUCUCGUCCCGGUUUGUAUGCAAGAUCGAAGCUAUAGGGAAUGAGACGGAGGCGCCACCUUUCCAUCCUGGCAGAAGCUGGCUUCGUGAUGUUUACGAUUCCAAGGAGCGGUUUGUGGUCGGUUAUAAUCGUAAAGUGUGAGCCGUAGAUGUACAAAUGAAAGUGCUCGGCUCCCCAUACUGCGGCUAGCAUUUCGUGAUUGGUUUGCGAGUAUUGUGAUUCGACAUUCAUUCUGAGAGUGCACGGCUGGCAUAGCUAACGACCUUGUUAUUUUGGGUGAGGAUGGCUCCGAGACCGGUUGGGCUGGCAUCGACGAUGAUUUCUGAGUGUUUCUUGGCGUCGAAAUACUCCAUGACCUGGGCACCAGCCAGGGCUUGCUGGAGGUCCUUGAACGAUUGUUGGUGGCGGCUGUCCCAGAUCCAUGGUGUGUCCUUGCGCGUCAGCUCACGAAUUGGUGUGGUUAUCGAAGGGUAGUUGGGAACGAAUCUGGAAACGUAUUGAGCCAUACCAAGAAGAGAUUUGACUGCGGAUGCGUUGUUGGCGGUGGAGCAUUUACGAGUGCGUCGAUUUUCUUCGGAUCUGCAGCUAGGCCGUCUUUGCCAAAGACAUAACCAUGGAAGGACACAUGCUGUAGGACUGCUUUCAAGUUCAUAUCGUGCUCUCGCUUGGUUUUUACGUGAACAAUGAUGUCAUCAGAGAUAUUGAUGCAACCGAUGAUGUCGCAAAGAAUCUCUGCAAUGGUGCUCUGGAACACUUCCGAAGCGGCAUUGACACCGCACAAGAGUCUCUUGUAUCGAUAAAGUCCCAUGUGAGUGCUGAAGGUCAUAAUGUAUCGUGAUUUUGGAUCGAGCUCGAGUUGAUGGUAGCACUGGUUAGGUCUAGCGUCGUAAACAUUGUAGAUCCAUUAAGAUCGGUGAUAAGUUCAUCUAUUGUUGGCAUCGGAUGUUUCUCACGUAGGAUGGCGGUAUUUGCUGCACGCAUGUCGACGCAGAUGCGAGUUUUGCCAUUUUUCUUAGGCACUGCGACGAUUGGGCCUACCCAUGGUGUUGGACCAUCGGCUUUCUCGAUAAUGUCCAGUUUGAUGAGACGAUCGAUUUCGACUUCCACAUCUUUCCUGAUGUGGAAUGGGAUCCGUCUGUGGCGCUGGUGUUUAGGUGGAACUUCGGUGUUGAUAUGGAGCUUGGCUUGGCGUCCACGAAGUUUGCCGAUCCCGGGUUUAAACAAGUCUGGAAAUUCUUGAGUUACGUCAGGUUCCGCGUUCACGUUAAAAUUGAUGGAGAUCAUGCCUAGGGUUUCGGCAGUUGUGAAACUUAGGAGGUUGCCUCCUGCUCCUGACACGACGUAGAAUGUGGUCUGUGUCGACAUUUCUCCGUUACGGACAUUGGCGGUGAACGUUCCUGUGACGGGCAACGGCGUCUUCGAAUUGUAUUGAUACAGGCGUCAGCAGCUGUGCUGUGUGUGGGCGAGAUUGGCGUAAUUCAUCGUAUGAGGCUUCGUCGAUGAUGUUGACCGAUGCUCCGGUGUCGAUCAUGAACUGCAUAGGACAGGUGUUCAGCUUUAUGCGGCAUCGUGGUAGGCGAGUUUUCGACUGAGCUACGUUUCUAACUGAGUAUACGUACUCAUCAUCCGACUCUAGAUCUACUGGCCGAGUUGAUGGUUCACUUUGGAUGGCGUUCGCACGUGCUUGUCGUUGACUUUUCUGGCAAACCUUGUUGAAAUGACCGACUGUACCACAGGCGCUGCAGUCUUUGCCUGUGGCGGGACAACUUGCAUCAUUCUUAUGAUGGCGUGUGGAGCUGCCACAGAAGUAGCAGCUCUUGUUGUUUCGCAAAGAGGGCUGCUUUCGCGGGUUGGUCGUCGUGUCUGGUUGCGAAUCGUGCUAUUGGGGUUGAUAUUUGGAGUGAGACCGUGAUCUGGGCUGUGGCCUGUGUUGUUGAUGACCACCUCGACUUCGUUGUCGGCCUCUGCCGCGGCUAGCUGACCGUUGGACGGCAUUCACGGAGGCUUUAGUGGCGGAUUCCACUUUGUCGGCUUGUUUAUCACUGAGCUCCAAAGCUCGGGCAGCAGCGCAAAGAUGAGCACGCAAGGAUGAUCUGGUCGUUUACUUCCUUGUCGACGUCUGUAAAUCCACAGGACUUGGCGAGCUUGCGAAGCCUUGUGACGUAGGAGUCGAUUGACUCACCGUGAUCCUGGUUGCACUGUCUGAACGUGUAUACUUCGAAAGCUGUGUUCGUGCGUGGCGUGAAAUAGGUCGUGAGGGCUUUGGCAGUUGUGUCGAAAAUCCUUUCAUCACCAGUGGGGUCUGGCACCGUAAGUGCUUCAAAGAUUUCAUCGGCAUCUGGGCCUGCAUAGUGAAGCAGUAAUGCUUGCUUUCUUGCUGCGUUUGUUAUGUUCAUGCCAAGGAGUAGGCGCUGCAAUCUUGUUAACCACUUUUCCCAUCUGGGCCCGAUGUUACCAUCCUGAGAGAGGUCAAAAGCUGGGAAGGUUGGGAGAGACGUCAUGAUGCACUAGGAGCUGUGUGCAUGCACUGGACAGUGUGGAGCUUUCACUAAGACUGAGGGCGAGAUUCAGCUGAGAAAAGUUCAGAUUUUGGCCUAAAUGUCAUUGCUUUUCAUUAAAAUCGGUAGUUGUGCUGUUGCUUGAGACGUUCUUUAGCAUCCUCGUCGCCAGAUGUAGGAUUGAUGGUCCUCUGAUCAUGAAGAUUCACGUUGGAUAAUAGAACAUAACAUUUAUUACUGAGAUCAUCACAUUGGCUACAUUUAGAAAUACUUCCGGUUCCUGUUAGUGUCAUAGACAUCCACUAGAGGAGAACCUAAGGGUAAGUGGGAACUGAACAUGAGCAUGGAUGCUUGGACACUACAAUUCCUGUUGACGAUGUCGGCGUUGUUAAUGAAAACAGUGGUUCGAUGCAACUUCUAUUUGUUUUGUGAUUGUAUCUCAGAAAAUCUCAGAAACAAGGAUGCAAACAAUGGGAUCAUCUCAUUUAGGACUGUAUCAAAUUUUGACAGCAACGAGUGAAUUUAUAAGUCCGCCAAUAUCCAAUGACUGAUUCUCAAUCUGGUAUGUUUGUCACGACAAAUUGUUACGGGAUAUAUUUCAUUCUUUAACAUGCCAUGAGGCGCAAGCGCCCGCCCGCCCAGAGUUACAACUCGUGGUUGCGCCAAAUAACGGUGUGCCACGCGUCGCGUGAUAUCAAACUGAUAUGGCUGUGUCAUGUGGCGCAAACUCGAAUAAUGCUGAGCCCUCGUCCGCAUACAGGGAGCUUUCGUGGCUGUGCCACUUCAAAUACGGCUGGCCCAAAUAAUGCUUUGCACUAUUAGUCAGUGUGCGGCUAGCAUUAUACGAUACCUCUUUUAAUAAGUAUACGUAUCAUGCUGAUGCAGCGAUUGUUUUUCAACAGUAAUUUUGCUGCUAGGAGAUUGUGUGUGCGAUUUAAGAGGCGUUUUGGUGGAGCGAAAUUGAUUUGUCGACAGCCGCUUCAUAUACAUUUGUGCUGCAAUUUACGGUCGGUCCUAACGAGGUCCAAAUUUUUGGCAGGGGAAGGAGCGUGUUAACUGACCCUGGUUAGCGAGAAUACAUUGCCUAGACGCUAACCAUUAACAUUACCUUUAUCAAGUUGACAUCAAGAAGGAUGACGUGUUAAUGUACAUUUUAUUAUUUCAUAUUAUCAGCCAUUAGAAGUAACAAUUCACCGCAAGAUUACAGCAAGUCUAGUCUGGUCAAGUGCCAGGAUUAGAAGUUCCGGAAUGAAAUACCAGUGAAAUGAAAAUGUUUAUGUUUUUCCCUAAUCAAAAUGACCCAAUCAUACCGAUGUUAUAGGGAUGUUUGCUACCAGUAUACAGCGUAUAUACAAUUCGUAAUAAUCAUCAAAGUUGUGUCUACCGGUUGUCCAAGUUCAACACAAAAACACAAAUAAUUUACAAGAUUAAAACUACAAAUUAAAAUCGUACAUUAAAAUUGAAUAUAGCUUUUCGCGAUUCACAAAAGUUCGGAGACGCAGCAUUUUUACGGUCACAUUUCAUCCAUACAGAUUAUAAUACAGACUAACGAAUGAAAACCGCGGCCGGCGGUGGGGAGAUUUUUGUUAAAAGUUAACUAUUUGAUGUGGGGAUUGUCCCAUUUACAAGCCUAGCUGCCAUUGACAACCACGGACUGAAUCGUAUACAAGAAAAGUGUCCCAUGCACCUUAUGGUUUAAGAACCAGGUUAACAUUUGCCUCAACCAGAUCACGUUUCAGUUGCGAGCGUUCAGUUUGCCACUCUACCAGAGCGUCCCAAUGCUGGUUCUCCAAAACUCUAAUUUUAUUUUCAAACCCUGUUCUCAAAAUCGAUUCUUCUUUUCUCUUAUUCGAUUCUGCAUUAACAAGUUUGUCCUUGUAAACAUCAAUGAUCUUUUGCAUCUCGGCCAUGUUGGUUUCAUACAUUUUCUGUUGUUCAGACAGUUGAGUCGCAAGGGUCGCUUGCAUCUCGCGUAUCUUACUCUUGAAGUGCUGGACCUUCUCAUCGCAGAUCCGUUCAUUUUCUUUCACCCGUUGCUCGCACCUCCCCUCCUGCCCGCGGAAGUUGCCGUCCAUUAUUGCUCUCUGCUUGUCACACUCCGAAGCAAUAGUCUCUUUCUCUGCUCGCAACUUAAUAUAGGCUUCGUUGAGUUUUUGUUGCGACACUUCCCAGGUAUGUCGGUUUCUUUCCAGCUCUGCCUUCUUCUCACUUAGUUCCGUCUCAAGUCUUUCCUUGUCACUUGUUGUCUGUGACUUUGCCAAUAAAAGUUUGUUCCACCAGCUUUGGUGAUCCUCUUUAUACUUUGAUUCUAGAUCUUUUAUAGUCUUUUCAAGGGAUUUCGUGAUAGCCGUCUCAUCCACAAUUCUCUGUUUGAGCUGCAUGAUCUCUCCUGUAAAAAUACACAAUGUAUAGGUGUCAGUUGAAAGAAAUUUAACCGAAUUCCGGUCAGGUUUUUUUAAUCGGAAGUGUUUUAAGUAAAGAAAUCAGUUCGAGAGCAAACCUCUGUAAUAUUAUACAUAUGUGCAUGGACAAAACAAACAAAGAGUGAGACCUCUGAUAUUGUACAUUUGUACAUGUGUGCAUGUACAAAAGGUACAUGUAUAUAGAGCAAAACCCUGUUAUAUCAUACAUGUACAUGUGUGCAUAUUGAGGACAAAAUGUGUAGAGAGAAAAACCUCUGAGGCAUUAGAGAUGUGUGCACAUUUUGGACAAAAUGUAUGGCAACUGUAUUCCUUCUGGCAUGUCUAACACAGAAGGUUGGUUAUAAGAAGCAUCUUUUGUGAAAUAUGGUACCUUGAAAGAGAGGAUCCGCCACACUUAAAAUCCUAUAUUAUGCUACUGACAGCACCUUUUAAAAAGGCCAACUACGUUUCAGACUACACGUAGAGUCGCCGUAAAUAAUAUUUUGUCUAAAAGGCUUUUGUACCUGAUAUUUGAUCACGCAAUCGUUUAUAUUUACCAUUCACUUAAACCAAAUCUUUAAACUCGAGACAUAUUAUUUUAAUUUCCUAUCAUCGUGUACGUAUCCGCUGAACAGCCGAGCUUUAUUCUCGAUCAACUGAUGUGACCAUCGUGAAUCAAUAAAUGUCUCCGUUCUCCUUA